GGCAUCAUGUUUGGUUAUGCCACCGAUGAGACCGAAGAAUGCAUGCCAUUGACUGUUGUUUUGGCACACAAAUUAAAUCAGAAAUUGGCAGAACUUCGUCGCUCAGGCGAAUUCAGUUGGGCGCGUCCCGAUUCAAAGACACAGGUCACUUGCGAGUACCUUUUCAAUCAGGGCGCAGCUGUGCCAAAGCGUGUACACACCAUUGUCGUUUCCAUGCAGCAUUCGGAAAAGAUUAGCUUGGAGGACUUGCGCAAAGAGGUCAUGAAUAAGGUCAUCAAAGAUGUCAUUCCAGCCAAAUAUUUCGAUGCCAACACAAUUGUGCAUAUAAAUCCAUGUGGAUUGUUCGUCAUUGGCGGUCCAAUGGGUGAUGCAGGUUUGACCGGGCGUAAAAUUAUCGUCGAUACUUAUGGCGGUUGGGGCGCCCAUGGGGGUGGUGCAUUUUCGGGCAAAGACUUUACUAAAGUAGACAGAUCGGCUGCAUAUGCUGCGCGUUGGGUUGCCAAAUCGCUGGUGAAGGCGGGACUUUGUAGGCGUUGCUUGGUGCAGGUCUCAUAUGCCAUCGGCCUGGCCGAACCACUUUCCAUUACAGUCUUCGAUUAUGGCACCUCACAUAAGACACAAAAAGAAUUGCUCGACAUUGUUAAGCGUAAUUUCGAUUUGCGGCCGGGCAUGAUUGUCAAAGACUUGAAACUCAGACAGCCAAUCUACCAGCGCACAAGUACUUAUGGACACUUUGGACGUGACGGUUUCACGUGGGAAGAAGCGAAGCCGCUGCAGAUCAAUUGACUAGAACCGGGUGCAGAUCAGCUAACACAGCCACCGUUUGCUAAAAAGUGUAAAGUUGCGUAAUUCUUAGUUGUUAAUUUAAUUAUUUUCUGAUGUGCAAAUGCGAAAGGGAAUAAUUGCAAAGUAAUUACAAUAGAGGAUAACGAAAAAGCAACCUAGAAAAAAGGAGAAUAAAAAUCACGCAAGCAAAGUGAUUUUGGUACAGUUUUCGUUCCUGUCAUUACCAAUAGUUAUAAUUUAGCCUUAGUUGUUUAAAAAUAACAAAAAAUAUGAAACAAAAUAUUCCCACGCUCACAUUAUGUUCUCUUCAAACGUGUCAACUGUUUUAUUGUAAUUUGUCCAUCAAAAUUGGUACUUGAUUGAUGUUAGAAAUUUGUUCAUUUGAAUUCGUGUGAUACAAAACGUGGCGCGUCUGUGAGAAGUAUUCAAUAACAUAAAAGUAUGUAGUAUAUGUCAUGCCCCUUUGUAAUUUGUACUCGUACCCACAAAAUAAUUGUUCAAAAUAUUUGAAAAAAUAAGAAAUAAAAAUAUGCAAAAUUAUAAAUAUUCAAAUGCAAUAAUAUAACGCUAGUUAUUUUUAAACGGAAGCAAAGGAUCUAUCAAAUACAUCGUUAUUUAUUCAAAUUUAAUAGUCUUAAUAAAGCUUGAACGUUGAAAAUUAUAUUGGGCCGUAUACAUAAAAACAAAGCAAUUGCAUUUACUUAAAAUUCCAUACCUUUCACUUCAAUUUAUUUGAACAAAUCGAGUAAAAGGUCUGAAAUUUUAAGAAAAAGCAUUUGCCAUUGUCUCUGUAUACUAAGUGUAAUUUCACCAAAUUCAAACAUUAAAGCAA
Molecule: messenger RNA, 1618 nt
Organism: Rhagoletis pomonella (apple maggot)
Lineage: Eukaryota; Metazoa; Arthropoda; Insecta; Diptera; Tephritidae
Gene: Sam-S
Product: S-adenosylmethionine synthase
Biological process (GO): S-adenosylmethionine biosynthetic process
Cellular component (GO): cytosol
Molecular function (GO): ATP binding; methionine adenosyltransferase activity
Source: RefSeq, a predicted model, not a curated record